Perognathus longimembris pacificus (Pacific pocket mouse) is the source of this 3444-nucleotide messenger RNA. RefSeq names its product ADAM metallopeptidase with thrombospondin type 1 motif 17 (gene Adamts17). Gene Ontology annotation, biological process: proteolysis; extracellular matrix organization. The record is from RefSeq and is a predicted model, not a curated record. The transcript is spliced from 24 exons. Gene Ontology annotation, molecular function: metalloendopeptidase activity. The coding region runs from base 1 to 3438 and encodes 1145 amino acids. Gene Ontology annotation, cellular component: extracellular matrix. Lineage: Eukaryota; Metazoa; Chordata; Mammalia; Rodentia; Heteromyidae.
AUGUGUGACGGCGUCCUGCUGCCGCCCCUCGUCCUGCCCGUGCUGCUGCUGCUGCUGGUGUGGGGUCUGGACCCGGGCACAGCUGUGGGCGACGCGGCGGCCGACGUGGAGGUGGCGAUCCCGCGGCCCGUGCGCCCCGACGACCUGCACCUGCCGCCCGCGCCCGGCGCUCCGGGGCCCCGGCGACGGCGGCGGCCCCGCGCGCCCCUCGGCGCCCCGCGCGCCCGGCCGGCCGAACGCGCCCUCCUGCUGCACCUGCCCGCCUUCGGGCGCGACCUGUACCUGCAGCUGCGCCGCGACCUGCGCUUCCUGUCCCGGGGCUUCGAGGUGGAGGACACGGGCGCAGCCCGGCGCCCCGCCGAGCUCUGCUUCUACUCGGGCCACGUGAUCGGGCACCCGGACUCCCUGGUCUCGCUCAGCGCCUGCGGUGCCGCCGGCGGCCUGGUGGGCCUCAUCCAGUUGGGGCCGGAGCAGGUACUCAUCCAGCCCCUCAACAAUUCUGGGGGCCCAUUCGGCGGACGUGAACAUCUGAUCAGGCGCAAAUGGUCCUCAAGCUCCAGCCCAUCUCUCGAGGCCCCGGAACCCAGAGAGCGCUGCGGGUUGCUGACAGAAAAGAAGCCCAGAAAGGGCAGGCCACCGUCGAGGGACUGGCGGGAGCGGAGGAAUGCCAUCCGGCUCACGCACGAGCACACGGUGGAGACGCUGGUGGUGGCCGACGCUGACAUGGUGCAGUACCACGGGCCCGAGGCUGCCCAGAGGUUCAUCCUCACCGUCAUGAACAUGGUUUACAAUAUGUUUCAGCACCAGAGUCUCGGAAUCAAAAUUAACAUUCAAGUUACCAAGCUCGUUCUGCUACGGCAGCGUCCUGCCAAGCUGAACAUUGGGCACCAUGGUGAGCGGUCCCUGGAGAGCUUCUGUCACUGGCAGAAUGAGGAAUAUGGAGGCGCACGGUACUUGGGCAACAACCAGGUCCCAGGAGGGAAGGAUGACACGCCCCCUGUGGAUGCUGCUGUGUUUGUCACGAGGACAGAUUUCUGCGUUCAUAAAGAUGAACCUUGUGACACCGUUGGAAUUGCUUACUUAGGAGGUGUGUGCAGCUCUAAGAGGAAAUGUGUGCUUGCCGAAGACAAUGGGCUCAAUCUGGCCUUUACCAUCGCUCAUGAGCUGGGCCACAACUUGGGGAUGAACCAUGAUGAUGACCACUCGUCCUGUGCUGGCCGGUCCCACAUCAUGUCCGGUGAAUGGGUGAAAGGCCGGAACCCCAGUGACCUCUCCUGGUCCUCCUGCAGUCGAGAUGACCUAGAAAACUUCCUCAAGUCCAAAGUCAGCACCUGCUUGCUGAUCACAGAUCCCAGGAGCCAACAUGCUGUCCGCCUCCCACACAAGUUGCCGGGCAUGCACUACAGCGCCAAUGAGCAGUGCCAGAUCCUAUUUGGCACCAAUGCCACCUUCUGUAGAAACAUGGAGCAUCUGAUGUGUGCCGGCCUGUGGUGCCUGGUGGAAGGAGAUUCAUCCUGCAAGACCAAGCUGGACCCUCCCCUGGAUGGCACCGAGUGUGGGGCAGACAAGUGGUGUCGGGCUGGCGAGUGCGUGAGUAAGACCCCCAUCCCCGAGCACGUGGACGGAGACUGGAGCCCCUGGAGCCCCUGGAGCAUGUGUAGCCGGACGUGUGGGACGGGCGCACGUUUCCGGCAGAGGAAAUGCGACAACCCCCCCCCUGGGCCUGGAGGAACACACUGCCUGGGCCCAAGCGUGGAGCACGCGGUCUGUGAGAACCUGCCCUGCCCCAAAGGUCUUCCCAGCUUCCGGGACCAGCAAUGCCAGGCUCAUGACCGAUUAAGCAGCAAGAGGAAGGGCCUGUUGACAGCUGUGGUGGUUGAUGAUAAGCCAUGUGAACUCUACUGCUCGCCCAUCGGCAAAGAGUCCCCGCUGCUGGUGGCUGACCGCGUCCUGGACGGCACACCCUGUGGACCCUACGAGACUGACCUCUGCGUGCAUGGCAGGUGCCAGAAAAUCGGCUGCGAUGGCAUCAUUGGAUCUGCGGCUAAAGAAGACCGGUGUGGGGUCUGCAGUGGGGACGGCAAGACGUGUCGUGUGGUGAAGGGUGACUUCAGCCACUCUCGGGGGACAGUCAAGAACGAUCUUUGUAUGAAGGUGUCCACGUGUGUGAUGGCAAAGGCAGUCCCCAAGUGUUUCUCAUGUUAUAUAGAAGCUGCGGUCAUUCCCGCCGGAGCCCGGAGGAUCCGUGUGGUGGAAGACAAACCUGCUCACAGUUUUCUGGCCCUCAAAGACUCCAGUAAGAAAUCCAUCAACAGCGACUGGAAGAUAGAGCUCCCUGGAGAGUUCCAGAUCGCAGGCACCACCGUCCGCUACGUGAGAAGAGGCCUGUGGGAGAAGAUUUCUGCCAAGGGACCAACCAAAAUCCCACUGCAUUUGAUGGUGCUGUUAUUUCAUGACCAGAAUUAUGGAAUCCAUUACGAGUAUACCAUCCCCGUCAACGCCACAGCUGAAAAUCAAAGCGAGCCGGCCAGGACGCAGGACGCGCUGUUCAUCUGGACACACAGCGGCUGGGAGGGGUGCAGUGUGCAGUGCGGAGGAGGGGAACGCAGGACCAUCGUGUCAUGCACACGGAUUGUGAACAAAACUACCACUCUGGUGAACGACAGUGACUGUCCCCAGGCAAGCCGCCCUGAGCCCCAGGUCCGGAGGUGCAACACACAUCCAUGCCAGUCACGGUGGGUGGCAGGCCCCUGGAGCCCCUGCUCGGCGACCUGUGAGAAGGGCACACAGCAUCGGGAGGUGACGUGCGUGCACCAGCUGCCGAACGGCACCCACGUCACCACGCGGCCCCUCUACUGCGCGGGCGCCCGGCCAACACCGCUGCAGAGCUGCGAGGGCCAGGACUGCCUGUCCAUCUGGGAGGCGUCCGAGUGGUCAGAGUGCUCUGCCGACUGCGGCCAAGGGACACAGAAGCGAACUGUGAUGUGCACCAACUCCCAGGGGAAGUGCGACUCGGCCACCAGGCCGAAAGCCGAGGAGCAGUGCGAGGACUACUCGGGCUGCUACGAGUGGAAGACCGGGGACUGGUCCAAGUGCUCCUCCACCUGCGGGAAGGGGCUGCAGUCCCGCGUGGUGCAGUGCAUGCACAAGGUCACCGGCCGCCACGGCAGCGAGUGCCCCGCCAUCGCCAAGCCGGCCGCCUACCGACAGUGCCAGCAGGGGGCCUGCAACGACAAGAUCAACGUGAACACCAUCACCUCCCCGCGCCUCGCCGCGCUGACCUACAAGUGCACCCGGGACCAGUGGACGGUGUACUGCCGCGUCAUCCGCGAGAAGGACCUGUGCCAGGACAUGCGCUGGUACCAGCGCUGCUGCCAGACCUGCAGGGACUUCUACGCCACCAAGAUGCGCCCGCAGCCUGCGCCCCCCAGCUCGUGACGCGUG